AGUCGGCACUGCGAGAGCAGAGAUGGAGUUCCUGGGCGUAGACAUCCCCACAUCUGGCCUCAUUUUCCUCGCCCUCCUCUUCCUCCUGUACAAAUACUUCACUCGGACGUGGGGCACGUGGUCGAGCCAGGGGAUCCCCGAAGUGAAGCCCUGGUUUGUCGUCGGCAGCCGAUUCACCGUUUACAAAGACCAUCUGCAUUUGGUUGACUUGGAGCACCGCCGUCGCUAUGGGAGGACAUGGGGUGAAUACGAGGGCCGCCGGCCACUGCUUUUCACUACCGACACCGAGUUGGUGAAGCUGGUCACCGUCAAGGAGUUCUCCUUCUUCACUGACCGACGAGAUUUCGACCUCAAGCAGGAGAUCUUCCAAGAUUCUCUCGACCAGCUACAGGGAGAGAAAUGGAAAGCAGUACGAUCCCUCCUAGGCCCGGGAUUCACGGGAAACCGAAUGAAGACCACGGCCCCCAUGUUCCUGGAAUGCGCCAAGACCCUCACCGAGGUGCUGAAACAGGACGGGGCUGACGGCAAGAAAGGACUUCAUCUAUCCAGGUAUUACGGAGGUUUCGGAUUGGACGUAAUCGCAUCGUAUGGAUUUGGAGUGGAGAUUUCCUCAAUGAAAGAUGCUGACAACCCAUUUGUGAAAAAUGCUUUGCGCCUCCUCUCCAACGAAAAAGUCGACAACCCAAUGGUCCUACUUCCGCUGGCGUUUCCAAAGCUGUUCCAUUAUAUGGACUUCUUCCCGUCGGAGGCGAGUGACUUCUUCGUCAAGGUCAUCCGGGAGAUCGUCCAGGCUCGGAAGCAAAAACCGGAUGCUGGAACGAGGAAGGAUUUCCUCGACAUUAUCCUCCAGGCUCUCAAGCAGUUGGAGGAGAACGAGGACUACCGACGAUUGGGCAUAACGCAGAAGGUGCUGGAGGCACAACUGAUAGUGUUUUUUCUGGCCGGCUUUGACACGGUGAAGACCACCAUGAGCUUCACUUCCUAUUACCUCGCUCUCCACCCUGAGAUUCAAUCCAAGGUGAGAGAGGAGAUCCUGGAUGCAAUCAAGGCAACAGACGGAGAGAUCCGACACGACACCUUAUCCAAGUUGCCCCUUUUGGAUGCAUGCAUCGCCGAGUCACUUCGCCUUCAUCCCCCACUUAGUCGCCUCGAGAGGGUUACUAAACGUGACUUCCACUACAAGAACAUCGUCAUCCCCAAGGAUUCCCUGGUAAUGAUUCCUGUCUACGCGCUUCAUCGGGAAGAAGAAGAAUUCCCAGAGCCUGAAGUGUGGAAACCGGAGAGAUUCCUGGAGGAGAACAAGAAGCACGAUCCGUAUGCCUAUCUACCCUUUGGGAUCGGUCCUCGCAUGUGCAUCGGACAGAGGUUCGCACAGGAGAUGAUGCGCUAUGCAUUCGUCCACAUUCUGAAAGAGCUGGAGAUCGUGAAAACGGCUGACACCCCGGAAAAGGUGGAAUACCUCAAAGGCUUCCUCUUCCUCAUACAACCAACCAAUCUGGUUGUCGACCAUCUGCACUUGGUGGACUUGGAGCACCGCCGUCGCUAUGGGAGAACUUGGGGAGAAUACGAGGGCCGACGCCCUGUGCUGAAGUGGUGGCUGCGGCUUAACCACUUUGACCAGUGGCAGUUCCUCAAGAGGAAGAAGUCGCUGGCUGCCCUAGAGCUAGAGUUUGGCGAAAAAUGGAAGGCAGUACGAUCCCUAUUAGGCCCGGGAUUCACGGGAGGUCGAAUGAAGACCACCGCCCCAAUGUUCCUGGAAUGCGCCAAGACCCUCACCGAGAUUCUCAAACGGGAUGGGGCUGACGGCAAGAAAGGACUUAAGCUUUCCAGAUAUUACGGUGGGUUCGGAAUGGACAUAAUCGCGUCGUAUGGAUUUGGUGUGGAGAUUUCCUCUAUGAAAGAUGCUGACAACCCAUUUGUGAAAAGUGCCCUCAAGCUUUUUUCCAAUGAAAAAGUUGAUAACCCGAUGGUUUUACUCAUGCUGUCGUUUCCGAAGCUGAUGCAUUACAUGGACUUAUUCCCGCCUGAGGCGAGUGACUUCUUCGUCAAGAUAGUCCGUGAGAUCGUCGAGGCUCGGAAGCAAAAUCCGCAUGCUGGAACGAGGAAUGAUUUCCUCGACAUCAUCCUCCAGGCUCUCAAGGAGUUGGAGGAGAACGAAGACUACCAGCGGAUGGGCAUAACACAGAAGGUGCUGGAGGCACAACUGAUGGUGUUUUUUCUGGCCGGCUUCGACACGGUGAAGACCACCAUGAGCUUCACUUCCUAUUACCUCGCUCUCCACCCCGAGAUUCAAUCCAAGGUGAGGGAGGAGAUCCUGGAUGCUAUCAAGGCAACGGACGGAGAGAUCCGACACGACACUCUAUCCAAGUUGCCUCUCUUGGAUGCAUGCAUCGCCGAGUCACUUCGCCUUCAUCCCCCACUUAGUCGCCUCGAGAGGGUUACUAAACGUGACUUCCACUACAAGAACAUCGUCAUCCCCAAGGACUCCAUGGUGUUGAUUCCUCUCCAUGCACUUCAUCGGGAAGAAGAAGAAUUCCCAGAGCCUGAAGAGUGGAAACCGGAAAGAUUCCUGGAGGAGAACAAGACGCACGAUCCGUAUACCUAUCUACCCUUUGGAGUCGGUCCCCGUAUGUGCAUCGGACAGAGGUUCGCACAAGAAAUGAUCCGCUAUGGAUUCGUCCACAUUCUGAGAGAGCUGGAGAUCGUGAGAACGGCAGACACCCCGGAAAAGGUGGAAUACCUCAAAGGCUUCCUCUUUCUAAUACAACCGACCAACCUGGUGGUCGGUUUUCGACCUCUUCAUUGAUUUUCCCUUCUGCCGUCAUCAACGCUUCCUUUUCCCCUGUGUAACCCAAUGAACUGUUCUUUGGGUCAUCUUCCUUUCUCGUGUUCUCAAAAUUCCCCUCAUGAUUUUGAGCCUCAUCCUGUCAAACUAUUAAUCCUACGCAUCAAGCUCAACUUAGAAGAGUCGGGAACCUUGGCUAAAAGUAUCGCAAUAGCGUAGAGGUCACAGACCGCAAUGGAAGUAUAAAUGCCAACGCAUUAUUUCCCUACGAGGUCUUCCAUAAGGUUUCUACUCCCCGAGAAGCUCCAAAACCCUGGAAUGGUGUCCAUCCGUUCCAAAUGUCACGUAAUCUCAUUUCUUAGUGGAGGCAACAGUAGGAAGAGGUUCAAUAUCUGGCUAUUUUCUCAUGCUUUAUGUAUUAAUUUAGUCUUCGGACCGGGACGCAAACCUGCUUUGGGGCCAAAUCCAAUAUAAUAAUAUUCUACAUCCCAACAUCUCCUUCCCUCGCUUUUCUUUAUAAUCGCAUGGGGGUUUUCUGGAACACAUUUAAUUUCUAGCUGGUAUCAUUUUGCGGAUGUAUAUGCUCGAAGACGUACUGUGCUGGGAGUUUUAAUCGGGAUGCCAUUUCAAGAUAAUCGCGCUGGAAUGAAUGGCUCUUCUCCGAACUAUGAAUGUUUAACAUUAGAAAUAGUCAAGCUUUAACAUUUCAAAAGAAUGCGAGCAUGGAUGAGGAGUUUCUGUUACAUAAAUUCAUCCAAGUAGAAUUGACACCUGAUAACCAAGUGUCAAUGUGGAUUCCUUUCAGAUGUCUCUAUUCUCCAGUGCUUUUCGACAAUAGGGCAACACUAAUUUUUUUUAGUGACCUGAAAGGCUGAACGGACAAUAAGGAGCUGAAUAUAUGAAUAAAUAUUCAAUAUAACUCAAGUUUUC
Molecule: messenger RNA, 3715 nt
Organism: Darwinula stevensoni
Lineage: Eukaryota; Metazoa; Arthropoda; Ostracoda; Podocopida; Darwinulidae
Source: the annotation of a GenBank genome assembly